Molecule: messenger RNA, 2850 nt
Organism: Medioppia subpectinata
Lineage: Eukaryota; Metazoa; Arthropoda; Arachnida; Sarcoptiformes; Oppiidae
Source: the annotation of a GenBank genome assembly
AUGUACAGUUUUGUAUUCAUCUAUAAUGUCUAUUGUGUACCCGAUUUGGGUUUCAAACUAUUUAUGGGUCGACCGAACGAUAGACACGGCUUUAUUAGACCACCGAUUCUUAAACCAGUGGAUCAGUUCACUCGACAACCGGAGGAUCAAUGGUUUGAGCAGAGAGUCGAUCACUUCAAUAAACAGGACGACAAAACUUUCAAACAGCUCUAUUACAUAGAUGAUUCCCAUUAUAAAACUGGUGGACCAGUAUUUCUCAUGAUCAGCGGUGAAUCAGAACUGGAUGCGGCUUAUCUGACUACCGCCUCAUUUAUGGGACAAAUGGCCAAAAAGUACGGCGCUUUGGCCGUCACGUUAGAGCACCGGUAUUUUGGCCGAUCAGUUCCCACACCAGACCUGUCCACUGGAAAUCUCAAAUACUUGACCAUUGAAUUAGCGCUCAAAGACUUGGAACAGUUUGCGCUGUAUUUGACCAAAAAGUUAUCGCUUGAAGGCAGCAAAUGGGUUGUGUUCGGGGGCUCGUAUGCGGGCAAACUAGCAUCAUGGUUUAGGCAAAAGUACCCACAUAUAGCUGCCGGUGCCGUAGCGUCGAGCGCACCGGUCGGCUCUACUUACGACUGUACGGGCUAUUUGAGAGUUGUUGGCGAAGCGGUGGGUAAAGAGUGCUCCGAUAAUAUCAGGAAAGCAAAUCUGGAGAUUGAAAACCUGUUGAAAACACCGGAAGGUGUGAUACAAUUGCGCAAAACAUUGAAUUUGUGCCAAUCGUUUGACGGCAAGAAUAUCAAUGAUAAUCGGUAUUUGUCGUCACUCUUGGGAAUGACUGUCGUAAUGCACGUCCAGUACAACACAGGCGUCGAUAAGAUUGUUAAGACAAUGAACGACCCCUCAGGCGGUACACCACUGGAAAGGUAUGCAAAACUACAACUCGUGGGCCAAACACUCGACUGCGUUGAAGUGAAUCAUAACAAGUAUGUCGUGUCCCUACAAAAUACAACCAUUGAUCGCAAGGGAAUGAUGAGACAAUGGACUUAUAUGACGUGCACUGAAUUCGCCGACUUUCCCACCACUGACGCACCGGACAGUCCGUUUGGACACAACCUGCCCGUCGAGUAUUACGCCCAACAGUGCACCGAUAUAUUUGGCCCACAAAUAACGGCCCAAACUAUACAGAGAGCGGUCAACCAGACAGUUGCCACAUACGGGGGCCUAAAACCAAACGUAACUAACGUUGUGUUCCCUAACGGGUCGGUUGACCCCUGGAAGUCCAUCGGUGUCCUCAACGACCUAAACAAUAGCACAAAAGCCGUUAUACUUGAAAACUACGGUCACGGCGGGGAUAUGGUUGCCUCGACCCCUACGGAUCCCCCGACCAUGAUUAAUGCACAUAAAUUAAUUGAACAACAAAUCAUUAAUUAUAACAUGUUCCUGAAAACAUAUCAAAUUAAGAGACAAAUUAAAGUUUUUGUUUUUGUAUGCAAUGCUUACAGCGAAACCAAUGGUGGUUUCAAACUAUUUAAUGGUCGACCCAAUGAUAGAUACGGUUUUGUUAGACCACCAGUUAUUACAUGGAAUCAGUUCAUUGCCGAACAGUUUUAUGAUCAAAAAGUUGAUUACUUUAAUAAACAAGACAACAGAACUUUUAAACAGAUGUAUUAUGUAGAUGAUUCUCAUUAUAAAACUGGUGGACCGGUAUUUCUUAUGAUUAGUGGUGAGAGUUUUGCGAGUCCUAUUUGGGUGUCAAAUGCAACAUAUAUGGGAGAAAUGGCCAAAAAGUACGGCGCGUUGGCAGUGGUGUUAGAGCACCGGUAUUACGGAAAAUCCAUUCCCACACCAGACCUGUCCACUCAAAACCUGAAAUACUUGUCGAGUGAAAUGGCACUCAAAGACACGGAACAGUUUGCACUGUAUUUGACCAAAAAGUUAUCACUUGAAGGUAACAAAUGGGUUGUGUUCGGGGGCUCGUAUGCGGGUAAUCUCUACCCAAACAUAGCUGUCGGUGCCAUAGCGUCGAGCGCACCCGUCAGAGCGGCAGUCGAUGCUAUGGAGUUUUUGGGCGUUACGAGUGAGUCGUUGGGAAAGGAGUGCUCCGAAAAUAUAAGGAAAGCCUCACUAGAGAUGAACGAGCUCCUGAAAACACCGGAAGGUGUGACCAAAUUACGCAAAAUAUUGAAUUUAUGCGACACUUUUGACGGCAAAAACGUUAAUAAUAAUCGUUUUCUGGCGGAGCAAAUGAUGUGGACUAUUGUUAGCAACGCUCUGUCCAAGACUGGCAUCGAUAAGAUCCGCGGUAUAAUGAAUGACACAUCAAUUGGCACACCAUUGGAAAGGUAUAGCAAAGUGACCGAAAUGAUAGGCAGCUCUAUAUGUCACGACUACCACUACUCACAUCGUAUCGCACCCUUGAAAAACACAACCAUAGAUCCCAUGGGGUUUCAACUGAUGAGACAAUGGAUAUAUCAGACGUGCACUGAAUUUGGUUACUAUCAGUCGAGUGAUCUCCCGAACAGUCCCUUCGAACACAACAUUCCCGUCGAGUAUUAUACCCAACAGUGCGCUCAGGUAUACGGACCACAGUUUACGCCACAAAGCAUACAGAAAGCGGUCGACCGGACGAAUGCCUAUUACGGGGGUCUUAAGCCAAACGUGACAAACGUGGUGUUCCCUAACGGGUCACUCGACCCCUGGCACUCACUCAGUGUCCUUAAAGACCUCAAUAAUAGUACCAAAGCUGUUAUGAUUGAAGGCGGGGAUCAUUGCAGUGAUAUGUGGGCCUCGACUUCAAACGAUUCCGAGAGUUUGAAAAACGCUCACAAAUUAAUUGAUCAACAAAUCGGCGAAUAUUUGAAAUAA